AAAUCCUCACAAACAUGUUUUGUUUUUCAUUUUGACAUCCAUGUUUUUCUCUAUCAUAUGUCACACCAGCCUCUGAGCCAAGAUGCCCCGCUCUGCAGCCAAGACCCAAGCUGACAAGCAAAGACGUACGUCGUCUGUCCAAAAACAUACACCUCGAACGCAGGACGUGGAAGUGGAAGAUAUAUCUGGGAGCUCAACUCAGGCCAAGAUGCCCCGCUCUGCAGCCAAGAUCCAAGCUGACAAGCAAAGACAUAUGUCAUCUGUCCAAAUACAUACAGCUUCAAUGCAGGACCUGGAAGAGAAAGAUAUCAGUUCUGGUUGCUCAACUCAGGCCCAAUGGGAAGACAUUUUGAUCCAGGAGGAUGCACAUGAGGCAGUGGGGGAGAUCAUGGACGAACUGUUGAGCCAAGUCAUGGAAGGCUGUUUCAAAGUGUACAUUGAAAGGCAGCUAGCACCUUUCACCGCAUCCUGGGCCAAGACCUACCUCACACAGAUUCUAGAUCAGCAAAUCCUGUGCCCAGAUGAAGGAGAAGCACCAGAGGAAGCAUCUGAAACAGAAGACUCAGAGCCAAUGCCAGCAACUUCAGAUGCCUGGGUUCAAGGAUGUGUGCCUGUUGUGAAUGCUACCCCUCGACCUCACUCUGCCUCAAAACAGGAGGCUGACAUUGGCCAGGUUCCAGUACAAACAGAGCCAAGGGUCAACAAACAAUGCAAUGUUAUGGCCCAAACAAACAGCUCUCCAAAGCAAUCUGAAAAGGAAACAAGUCCCAGGAGGCCUGUCAGUUACGAUUGCUAUAAAGUGCUUAGUCCUCGCCCCCUACCAAAAAUUGAUUUAAAGAAAAAGCAACAGGUUAAUAUACCUCCCAAGCCUGCUUCAGGCAAAAUACUGCCACCCCUGUCAUGUUCAGCAGAAAAAACAGAAGAGGAAGUAGAAGGUAAAGAUUGGACACAGUCUGCUUCUAACCAUAAGACUGGAUCAUUAUAUCAACAUAAGAACUACCAACCCAUACGAAGGCUCGAUCCGUCCUGCUUGCCUCGACACUGCAUCUUUCCUCAGUAUGAGAUUGUGGAUAAUGAGUACACAAAACCCAAUUCCAAGAAACCAAGCGGACCAUCCAAACUAGAGGCAAGAUAUAACAAGCAGCCAACAGAGAGGACUGUAUCCUCACUGAAGCAACAAACCAGCUCCAAGGAUCAGCCAGCAAAGCUUCUGAGGAGAAAUGAGGCAGAUGUCUGGCUGAAGAAAUUGUCUCCCUCCAGACAUAGGAAGGAAGGGACGGUGUCCUCUGGGCCUCUGAGCCUGGACACAAUGGUUUUGGCCAAAGGUGUUUCUCUCCAAGAUCCCCAUGCAGUUGAAAUGAACCCUGUCAAAUGUAACCCUCCUACGCAGUCUACCAAGCUGAGGCUGAUACGAAGUGAUGCAGCUGUGCCACUGUUUUCAGUUGAUCAGGUUACAGCAGGUCCACCACCUCAGGUCACCCCUUUGUUUCAAUCCAAGAAGUGUGAAAACUGAUUAUAAAAUUUAGUGACAAUACAUGUCUAUGACUAUUUUUAGAGCAGGAUGACCAUUAUGUUAACUCAUGGCCCCAGUAAAAGACUCUGCUUUCUGUCUGUAUUGUGGCUUUUGUGGUCAAGACAAAAAGUGAAUACAAUUGUAAUGUAUCAAAUGACCAUGAACACCACAUAGUGAACCUUGAGCCUUCAGGCUCCCUGUAGAAGGUGUCUGAUAAACUUUUCUCUCCUGUUCUUCUUUUUUUUGUUCAGAGCAUUUUCUGUAUAAAUGUGCACAUUACAAUACAUUAAGACAAAAGAGCAUGAGAUAAAAAAUCAAAGUAGAUGACAUAGCCCAGGAAAUAUUUGUUAUUGUAACUGUGAAUUGUUAUAUGGCAUUAUGCUUUGUAUUACAGAAUGUGUACAUGUUUUUAUUACAACUGGAGCAGCUCCCUGUGACAGAGGUGAUUAUCGAAAUGAUAAAUAACACUGUAUACAAACAUGAAAGGUAAAUACAAUUCAUACAUAGCUAACUGUGAAAGUGAAGUGGCAUUUACUAACUUAGGGAUGAAAAAGCCCUGAGAUUACUAAGGUUGGAGGGGAGGGUAACGUCACGGCUGACAGGAGCUAAAUAUAAGUGAGGUUCACAAAAUGACACACAAUAUUUUUCAAGUAGAGAGUAUUAAAAUGAUUUGAAAUUUCACCACAGCACCAUCUGCUGACAUAUACUGGACAUACAUGAUACAUUGGCAAAGUUGUGAACUGACUUUUACAGAGCUGCUCUCCAAUGUUUUGUUCAAAGACAGUCAAUCUGGAGAUGUGUGGACGCUUGUGUCUUUAACUCAAGUUUUGAAGUUCAGCUGCAUUUUUGAAGCAACAGGCCAUCUCAAGCUAUUAAAGUUUUUUCUAAAUUAAGUGUCACAUUGUUAAAUUAAUUAAGCCUCAUAUCCAGUGGGUCUGUGAUGACAUAAACCUAAAUCUGGUUGUGAUUUACUUACUUAUGGUUUAUGUGGCACACAGUGUAAAAAUACAGUUCUCAAGCAGCAAAAUAAAAAAUUA
This is a messenger RNA of Epinephelus lanceolatus (giant grouper), 2550 nucleotides long. RefSeq names its product chromosome 20 C2orf81 homolog (gene c20h2orf81). The record is from RefSeq and is a predicted model, not a curated record. NCBI's taxonomy places the organism in Eukaryota, Metazoa, Chordata, Actinopteri, Perciformes, Serranidae.